UAGCAAGUAAACCAACUACUACUCCUUGUAACAUGCAUUCUCUUCCUUGGAGCAUGUCAAACUUGGUGUGCCUCCUACAUUAAUUUAAAAAAUAUGGAAUCGCAUUCUGUGCACUUGCUUUAUUGACUCUCGUCCAAUUUAACUAAUAAAAACCCAACUUUGGAAUAAGAAAACAUCAAUCUAUUGUGUACUAAUCAGAAAGAUACAUAGAAGAAGGAUGAAUAGUAGUGAAAAUGGAAAGCUGGUGUGUGUCACUGGUGCAUCUGGCUAUAUUGCUUCAUGGCUGGUUAAGUUUCUUCUCCAACGUGGUUACACUGUUAGAGCCACUGUUCGUAAUAUCGAUAAUCCAAAUAAGGUUGAUCACUUGCUUAAACUCGAUGGUGCAAAGGAAAGAUUGCAACUCUUUAAGGCAGAUCUAUUAGAAGAAGGUUCCUUUGAUUCUGCUAUUCAAGGUUGUCAUGGUGUCUUUCACACUGCUUCACCGGUUCAUUUCGUUGUCGACGACCCUCAGACACAGUUAAUUGAUCCUGCUGUGAAGGGAACUCUUAAUGUUUUGAAGUCAUGUGCAAAAUCGGCAUCAGUUAAACGAGUUGUUUUAACUUCUUCCAUUGCCACGGCUUUAUACAACGGCACGCCUCGAACACCAGAAGUUAUAGUUGAUGAGACAUGGUUUUCAAAUCCAGAAUUCUUAUUGGAAAAUAAGAUGUGGUAUCAAUUUGCAAAGACUUCAGCAGAGGAAGCUGCAAACAAAUUUCUAACGGAAAACAAUAUUGACUAUGUUGUUAUGAAUCCAGCUGUGGCGAUAGGGCCUCUCUUGCAACCUGAGCUUAACGAUAGUUCCACUUUAAUUCUUGACUUGAUAAAUGGAUCAGAAACAUUUAUGAAUGCUGCUUUUGGAUGGAUCAAUGUGAAGGAUGUUGCAAACGCGCAUAUUCAAGCAUAUGAGGAUUCUUCUGCUAGUGGAAGAUAUUGUUUGGUUGAAAGAGUGAUACAUUUUUAUGAACUUACUAAGAUUUUACUUGAUAUGUAUCCAACAUUGCAAAUUCCAAACAAGUGUGCAGAUGAUAAGCCUUUGAUGCAAACAUUUCAAGUUUCAAAAGAAAAGGCAAAGAUAUUGGGAGUUGAAUUCAUUCCCUUAGAAGUCAGCCUCAGAGAGAUAGUAGAAAGUUUAAGAGAGAAAAAAUUUAUUCACUUCUAAUUUAUGAUAUUUCAUUUUGUUUUGUAUUAAAAAACUCUGCUGCAUAAAGAUGAGUUAUUUCUUAAUGUAAAAUAAGGUUUGUACUGGAUCAUACUAAGCCAGUUCAAAUUUGAUUUUUAAACCUUACUUUGAUUUUCAAUUACAAUUCCUAGUGCUAUUAUAAUCACAUUAUGUAAUCGGUUUUUUUUAUGUAUUUGUUUUUUUUUCAUUGUUAUCUUUUAAAUAGCAAAUUAUUAAUAGUUA
Molecule: messenger RNA, 1441 nt
Organism: Lathyrus oleraceus (garden pea)
Lineage: Eukaryota; Viridiplantae; Streptophyta; Magnoliopsida; Fabales; Fabaceae
Product: phenylacetaldehyde reductase
Exons: 4
Coding region: 218-1198 (326 amino acids)
Molecular function (GO): oxidoreductase activity, acting on the CH-OH group of donors, NAD or NADP as acceptor
Source: RefSeq, a predicted model, not a curated record